Messenger RNA from Drosophila biarmipes, 2322 nucleotides. RefSeq lists its product as uncharacterized. The transcript has 6 exons. Gene Ontology annotation, molecular function: molecular adaptor activity. Gene Ontology annotation, biological process: signaling. Gene Ontology annotation, cellular component: glutamatergic synapse; postsynaptic specialization. The record is from RefSeq and is a predicted model, not a curated record. Bases 198 to 1946 code for a protein of 582 amino acids. NCBI's taxonomy places the organism in Eukaryota, Metazoa, Arthropoda, Insecta, Diptera, Drosophilidae.
CGUCUAGUUUAUGGUCACACAUCGACAGCUUCGUUUUUUUCAUUAUUUUCACAGGUUCUAAACCGUUUAGAGCCGAUUUGUCUCUUGAUUGACAGGAAUUUCAUUUCGCUGGCUGCCUAAGUCAAUUUUAGUUCUUCUGUUUAUGAAUUGUGGAUUGUAGCAAGACAUUACACCUUUCACCCACAGACAAGGUUUUCAUGGAUCGCAGCCUGGACUCUAUGGGCAGCUGUUCCCUUGAUGCAGAUGCCGACUCCACCGACAAAUCAGCCGCCAGUAGCAGCAUAAGCUUCCCCACGCCGUUUUCUGUAAAAAACAUCACCCGCGAGUUCACUGUAAACUUUCGGGAGCGCUGUGUUCUACGCUCGCCUCAGCAGACGCAGCAAAGCACGUCGUCCUAUGUUGGUUCCGGGUCGCCGGACCUAGUGCGUAUGGUACUCUCGCCCGAGUCUGACGAGUCUACUCGAGAGUCGAGCUCUUAUGCCAAUACUACCGUUGGAAAUUCGCAAGCUGCCGAUAAAAAGCCCAGCUAUUUAAGUCUGGCCUGCUGCGUCAACGGCUAUUCUAACCUUACCACCUAUGAUUCUAAAGUCCGUCAGAAUAUUAACAAUUCACGUGAAGUUUCCCCGAUCCGUCCCUCCACCAGCAGUCUGCAUUAUUGCCAGCACAGCCAUACCUUGGUUGCUCCAAUGCUGCACAGCAUGCCCUUUCCGACCAAAAAGGGAAAUUUUGUUGAGUCCAACAAUACUAACGACUUCAACGGUGUUAACGGUAUGGAAUCUGCCCACAGCAAUGAAAAUGGUAGCUUCAUAAAGCAGAGAGUGGAACGUCUUUACGGGCCGGGCGCUCUGGCACAGGGCUUCUACAGCCCCAAAAAACACAUAUCGUUGUCAUCUCAUGGGGCAGUGCGGUCAGAAAUAAGACAGCGCGAAAUGGAAUCCCCACAGGACUCGGAAUUGGCGGGGAAGGUCAAACAGCUUUCCCCUAGUAAGGACUACGGGGAGUUUCGAAAAAAACUACGACAUAACUGCUUACAAAAUGCAACAGCUCGAAUGGCCGACCAUUUUCUUUCAGAUUCAAGCGGAAAUAUAGAGCUGCCGGUUUUCAAGCACCUUAGUGUCGAGUUCCGGGCGCAAUUGCCAGCUGUGUCGCCAAAAAGAGGCUGCGCUCGAUCUGGCAUCGUACCUGCGGUACAGGGAUCUGAGUUGAGACCAGAUUUUGGGCCCAUUGAUGAAGUCGACCAUAAACCCGCGCAACUAGUCGCUUUGACCCCAGAGGAAUACGUUAGCGCUGAAAAAAAAUUGUCUGAAGCUGUCAAGGACGGAAACUACUUUCUCCACAUACUAAAGGACGAACAAAUGCGUCUGCUGGCGCUGGCUGCUCUCGCUGAAAAAUAUGCUGACGCCUUGUCUACAAAUCCUGAUAUCACUGAAGACACCUUUGGGCUACUACGAUCGGCAUCGGGCAAGGCUCGCCUUCUGGUAACGCAGAAAAUGAAACAGUUCGAGGGCCUUUGCCACAACAAUCUCAAUCGCUCGCUGGAGGAUAAGUUUCCAACAACAGUUGACGAUUUACAAGGAUUCUGGGACUUGGUUUACUUGCAGGUGGAACACUUGGAUUCUGUUUUUGCUGAUAUUGAGAUCUUAAAAGCAAACAAGUGGAAGCGUGUGCCCGAGUCAGCCAAUAUUGACCCAGUAAUCGGUAAAACGAUAAAAUCCGAAAAAAUUGAAGUCUUGCAAGUGAAAGCAACCGGAAAGAACAACUACGGUAUUAUCAAUGGCUCGAAGGAUCUUCAACAGAAUUCGGCAGCAUCAUUAAAGCGCGAGGCGCAAAGAAAGCAGUUGCUGGAAAUGAAACGUCAGCGUCGUAAAGCUAUGGCUACGGUGACCACUGAUUUGCCGGUAACGAUUGUCGAUACUUGUGUAAAUUCUAAUGCGAAAGCUAAAUAAUGGUCACUUCGAAAAUUAACUCCACAUUUCUAGUUAUUGCUGUAUUAAAAAAAGUAUACUCACGCGUAAUGCAUUAGUAUGUAAGUUAAAGAAUAUAACAAUUUAUUAUAUAUAUUCUAAGAAUUGGGUUGUUAAUUAAAUCCGUAACUAUUCCCAACUAAAGUGUGCGUGGAGGGAGCUCCGUAGCCUUAUUUUAUAACUAACACGAGUUGUCACAAGUCUACAAAACAACCAAGGAAUGUGUUAUUACCAAAGCAAUUAGAGCACUUUUGUGUACUAUUAUUGUAAGCGACUGGCCGGAAUUGUUAUUCGCGUAAGAUUUCUUCCGUAAUUGCUUUGAACACUUUAAUUAUAAACAAUAAACAUUUAAAAAAGA